Messenger RNA from Drosophila albomicans, 456 nucleotides. RefSeq lists its product as uncharacterized. The record is from RefSeq and is a predicted model, not a curated record. Bases 64 to 396 code for a protein of 110 amino acids. Lineage: Eukaryota; Metazoa; Arthropoda; Insecta; Diptera; Drosophilidae. Gene Ontology annotation, cellular component: cytosol. The transcript has 2 exons.
UUAGUCAAGCAGCUCAACUCAAGCCAUUCAGUUGUAUCUUGUUUUCCAUCUCUCGGUGUCAACAUGAAAAGCGAUGAAAUAAUCGAGAAAAUACGCAAUAAACUAAAGGAUUCGGAUCCAAGCAAACGUACUGUAGUGAAUACGUUUCAGUUUAAUUUUACGGAUACCGAGGGACAACUUAUCAAGAGCAUGGUCUUCGAUUUCAAAGCUCUGGACAUCUAUGAGGGUAAAGCCCCCGAUGCCGAUGGAAGUGUUACUAUAGCUGAUGAAGAUUUUUAUUUGGUCGGCACCAAACAGACGACUUUCGAUAAGAUAUUGGAACAGGAGAAGGCCAAGGUUGACGGCGACACUGACGCCAUCAAUAAGAUGUUGGAGAAAUUUCGUUUGGCUUCGUAACAGCUUAAAUCAUAUAACAUCUUUCUACUUUGUCAAUGCUAUUGUAAUCGUAUAAUAAAA